GUUCACACUCGUUUCCUCUUUCACAACCAUUUCUCUUUCUCUUUCCAUCUACCAGCAUAUACUCUUCCUUUCUUAAUUCACUGCCCCAUGUCCCUCUUAGCGGCACCUGCACUGGACAUCACUUUUGAAGACGACGACUGGUUCACACCGUCCGGCAAACCGCGAUUAAAUCGAGGCACCAGUGUCGGGAACAGCUGGGGUGUGACUUCUAUCGGAGGAGGCUACGACUGGUCGAGAAAACAGGAUAAGGCGAAGGAAAACCAUCAUUUCGAUUUUCCAGAGGACGACGAGCCCGCCGAGCAGGCACCGAGAGCGCACUCGAACCACGCUCAAUUCCAAUCUGCACCUGCCACAUUGGAACCCGCCGCCGCGUCCUCGUCUUCGCUUUCGAAGCCCUUGCUAUCCUCGCCCUUACCGAUAUAUCCUACCACCAUGAUCACCCCCUCAACCCCGCAACACAUCCUCACCACUUCUCACACCGCAAAGUUUACUACAGAUCCGCUAUCGCUUUCUCCAUCUGCAUCCCCCACCUUCACUUAUCCCACCUUCUCCUCCCGCCCCCAUACGCCCACCAGUCCAGCUCUCGGAUAUUUCGCCAGCAGUAGACCCCCACUACCUGCUCGUUCGCCCACGUCACCUCGACCAACGCGCCGCUCAUCGCAGCAGCGUGUCUCUCUCAUCGCUGGUCGUGUCUCCAUCGCGCCUCUAGAGCACCCAGCGCCUCCCACGGUGGCCGUGCAGAAGCUCGUCCGCACCGGAAGCUCUGCCAGCUUGCUCAGCGUCGCGGCUAGCACUGGUCCACCUACGCCUGCAGAACCGAGCCGAGCACCCUCACCGCUGCCUGGUCCCGCUGCUGACGGCAGCGAGCGAAGUAUAUCGGAGUUUGUCAUUCAGGGCGAGCUCGGUAGAGGUGCUUAUGGUCUUGUGAAGAAAGCGAGGGAGAUGCAGGAAGAUGGAACACUGGGGCCGCCUCUGGUCAUCAAACAAGUUAUCAAGUCACGCAUCCUCGCCGAUUGCUGGAAAAAGCACCCGAAACAUGGGACUAUUCCCAUCGAGAUAUACGUUAUGUCUGCCGUUUCUAAUACGUCCUAUGUUCUCCCUGCACGCCGUCCCUGGGAUCCAGCACGGUUCACGAAACCCCACACUCCAAUUGCCUCCCCUCUCUCUCGUUCACCUUCGCCUGCGUCCGCGGUCGGCUCUUCCGACUUUGAAUGGGUCGAAGGCAAAGUCGUGAAGGGUCACCCGAACAUCUGUCCCUUGCUCGAUUUCUUCGAGGAUAAUCAUUACUACUACCUCAUCUUACCUUCGACUAUUCCGGAACCCUUGCCAAACCAGCCGAUCCCACCAUCAGACCUCUUCGAUCUCGUGGAGAGCUAUCCUGAAGGUCUCCCUCCGAAUCUCAUCAGGACCUAUCUCGGCCAGAUAGCGGAUGCGAUGAGUUUCCUCCAUGCACGGGGUAUCGUACAUCGCGAUAUCAAGGAUGAGAACAUCGUCCUGGGGCCGAAUGGCAGGUGCAUAUUGAUCGACUUCGGCAGUUCUGGUCUCGUCAAGAAAGGUGGUUGGGAUACCUUCAGUGGAACCUUGGACUACGCUGGACCCGAGAUUCUGCGCGGAGAGCGGUACGAAGGCAAGCCUCAGGACGUCUGGGCCUUCGGAGUUGUGGCCUAUGUGAUGUUGGUCGGGGAGUGUCCUUUCACGACCGCCUCGGACGCACAGACUGGUCUCGAAUCACCCUUCAGCAACGCGUCGAUUGCCCUCGAUGACCGUUGUGGCGAAGAGCACGAGACGGAUGGCGAGGAGUCUGACGGGGGAGGAGCACUGGGUGAUGCCGCUGCUCUCGUCCGUGAAUGUCUGCAGGUUCAGGUUGAUGAACGUCCGUCAUUCGAUAAAAUCAUGCAGAGCCGAUUCCUCGCAGGCAUUGGUGGUUGGGGGAGAUAGAGAACUAUCUAUCACACGGAUCCGGAAAGGAUUGAGACGUAUGUAGUAUGCAGACGAGGUGGCCCACAACAGCCCAGCCUGGCUCCUCAAAACAAACAAUUUUCUAGCACACACGGGCGAUUCCAAGUUCCGAUGUGGAUCCUCCAGUUAAUCGACUGUUUUCGCUCUGUUUUUCUCGUUCCCCCCUGCUCGUUUUUUCCUCUUGCAUUCAUUUUGUUCUCUCUUUAUUCAAUUACAUACGUGUAUAUUUUAUCAUCUCACAAUUACCCUUAACCUUCAAGUCACCGCCAGCUUCGACGAUGGCGGACGUGUUAUCGUUCACCAUCGCGGGCAUGCGGCCCUGCCACCCACCUCUUAGCCUCCACGCCUUUCGCUCUCGCUUCUUGGUCAUGCCUGUUAUGUGUAGAGUAGAAAAUGGGUGUGAUAUUGUGUCUCGUCGUCUAGUCUGUAACAUCAUACUUAUUUUGUAGCGUAUGCGAGGUCUGAGUUCGAACGAA
Stereum hirsutum FP-91666 SS1 is the source of this 2435-nucleotide messenger RNA. Its product is annotated as kinase-like protein. Gene Ontology annotation, biological process: intracellular signal transduction; protein phosphorylation; negative regulation of glycogen biosynthetic process. The record is from RefSeq and is a predicted model, not a curated record. Gene Ontology annotation, molecular function: ATP binding; protein serine/threonine kinase activity. The coding region runs from base 88 to 1938 and encodes 616 amino acids. The transcript has 5 exons. Lineage: Eukaryota; Fungi; Basidiomycota; Agaricomycetes; Russulales; Stereaceae. Gene Ontology annotation, cellular component: cytosol; cytoplasm; nucleus.